GGAGGUUUUGCGUCACGUAUAUAUACACCUGUGCAAGAUGUACCUGCACCAUUCGCUUUAUUAGGAGAGAAAUGGCCUCAACUGAGGGAAACACCCAGACCUAUAAGAUGUCAUCUUUAGACCCUGAAAUCAACCAACACUUUCAGGAUGCAAUAGAUGUGAUUCAGCAGCAUUCACACAAUGCAUACUACGAUUCAGAUGGCAAAUAUUACGAGACGCUGGGCAGCCAGCCGUCAUCCCUCCAGUUUCAGAUGUCCUGCUGCUUCGUCACGCACCAGUCUGACAUCCCGGCUGCAGGGUACGACUGGAGUGAAACGGCUCAGCAGUCCUGGCCUCAGGUCAUCCCAGAUGUCUCGUUGAGCCACUCAGUGCAGAGCGAUCCUCCGCAUUUCUACUCCAUCUUACCUCCUCCGAGGAAUAACAAAGCCAUCUUCCGGCAGAAGCUCAUGUACGAGUACCUCCAUGAAGCGUGAACACAUGGCGACCCAUACAGAGACAGCAGCAGCGGCCUUGCUUAUCCGAACAAGAAAAUGGCGAGGCUGGGCCAGCGCAAGGGCAACCGCAAAACGAUGACCUACCAGAAGAUGGCAAGAGCCCUGAGGAACUACAGCCGCACCGGCGAGAUUGUCAAAGUGCGGCGCAAGCUCACCUACCAGUUCAACCCGGACAUCCUGCACAGGCUGGGCUCCGCGCAGGUCCCCAUGCACCUGCAGCGCCAACCUGCGCAGAGCGACCUCCACAGCCGGCAGGAGAGCCCGUCCGAGCAAAGCUACCCCGGGUCUGCGGCGACGGACUGGCACGGCUGGUACGGACACUACCAGCUUCAGGAAGACUACGACCUGGCCUCGAGCUUCACCUCACACAGCUCGGCCAAACUGUGAGCCGACACAAACUAUUGUUUUCAUUGUUAAAGGUUUUUUUUUUUUACUCCAGGACUCUUAUCUGCAUGUCGCAACUAAAUAUAAACGAAGCACUGGUAGAAUUAUUUCAGCAGUUUUUGUGUAAAUAACUUGUAAAUACGGUCGACAAAACGAUGUUUAAAUUUAAGACAAAGACUUUGCUUUAUGUAAACUGUUCUCUGGUUGAUAUGUGUCCAUAUUUUUGUUAUAUUGAGUUUUUUCUGUAUAAGCCCAAAGUGUUUUUUUUUUUCUCCAGUUACUUUGGUUAAAUAUGAAGAAACGUUUUAAUGUUUUAUAUAAUUGUGAUGUAAUUUUUUUUUUUGAAAAACUGUUUUGAUAAAUCAGCAAAAUGUUAAACUGUUUAUGUUAUGAAAUAUUUUUGUUUAAUUCCACAGUUAUACUGGUUUCACAGUGGAAGCUACUGUUUAAGUUAUUGAACAUAGUAAAGCACACAUUAUAUUGUUAAUGAGCUUUUUUUAAUUUCCAGAGGCAUUCUGUAAAAUCACUUAACAGAUGCUCAGAUAAAGACGUUAACUAUAAAUCUGCUGCACAGCAUUAAAACUGUUACUGUUAAAAAGUCUAAAUAAGAUUUACACCCAAACUAAUUUGACAUUAUUAAAAC
This is a messenger RNA of Fundulus heteroclitus (mummichog), 1521 nucleotides long. RefSeq names its product Spi-C transcription factor (Spi-1/PU.1 related) (gene spic). Gene Ontology annotation, biological process: regulation of DNA-templated transcription. Gene Ontology annotation, molecular function: sequence-specific DNA binding; DNA-binding transcription factor activity. NCBI's taxonomy places the organism in Eukaryota, Metazoa, Chordata, Actinopteri, Cyprinodontiformes, Fundulidae. The record is from RefSeq and is a predicted model, not a curated record.